UCUCCUGCCUGCUACUUUCAUGGAUGCCGAGAACCCUAAACAAAAGGUGGAAACUCUUCGGGAGGAGUUGGAGAAGUUGCAGAAAGAGAACGAAGCUCUUAGGUUCACGUUUGAAGUAAUGAGCAGCAAGUACUGCAUGCUUCAUGAAGCCUAUGUCAGGGAAUCGAGCUCGCCGUUACCGGCGGUUCGGUUUGCGGCGGCGAGCUCCUCGCGAGUUUUUGUGGAAACAGAUCCUAGGGACGAAAGCCUGGUGGUUAAAGAUGGAUAUCAAUGGAGGAAAUAUGGACAGAAAGUCACUAAAAAUAAUCCAUCUCCCCGAGCUUAUUUCAAGUGUUCGAUGGCUCCUGGAUGCCCCGUCAAGAAGAAGGUUCAACGAUGCCUGGGAGACGAAGCUUUUCUUAUAGCAACGUACGAAGGGCAACACAACCAUGAUGUUGAUCCUACAACGGGACAAUCUUUGUCUUCUCCCGGCAGCUCCGCAGUAAUCUCCGGUAAGACACCGGCACGGGAGUAUCGUGUUCCGGCUGUCAAUAACCUGUUUCGACCUGGCAUCACUCCCGAUCUCAAUCUUUCGGGCUCCGACCAUGGAAACAACAACGACGACGAAAGAAUCGAAGACUAUGUUGCAUCCUUAACAAAAGACCCUAAUUUCACCGUAGCUUUAGCGGCGGCUGUUGCUCGCUCCGUCGCCGAGCAGCUUAAACCACCGACUCCAUAA
Molecule: messenger RNA, 718 nt
Organism: Hibiscus syriacus
Lineage: Eukaryota; Viridiplantae; Streptophyta; Magnoliopsida; Malvales; Malvaceae
Product: WRKY transcription factor 18-like
Exons: 4
Coding region: 20-718 (232 amino acids)
Biological process (GO): regulation of DNA-templated transcription
Molecular function (GO): sequence-specific DNA binding; DNA-binding transcription factor activity
Source: RefSeq, a predicted model, not a curated record